UCUGUCGAGUGGCGUUCGAUUGUGAGGUAGUAGCCCAGUAGAACCAACCGUGAUCUGUGCGAAAAGGAAGAUGCGCGUAUUUGGAGUUGCAGUUGCGUGUGUGGCGUUGAUCGGUGCCUCGGUGCUAGCGGAAGCACCACUGCCCGGUGGUUUCCCCGGUGGAAACGGUAACGGCGGAUAUGGUGGUGGCGGCAACGGUCACAGCAACUUCGGUGGCGGAAAUGGCGGUGGAUUCGGCGGCAAUGGUGGUGGUGGUGGUGGCGUACUGUUACAGAAACCGGUGGGCCAGCAGACGUCCGAGGGUUUGAUGGUUGAUCAGCAGCUGCUGGAACAGGUCAAGAUGGUGCUGCUGCAGCACGAACAGGAAUCGGCCUCACAGAACGGUGGCUCCAACUCGGGCCCCAGCACCUCGUACGGUCCGCCGCGUGGUGGUAUGGAGCGGAUCGUGGGCCUGAUGCUGGAGCAACCCGUCCAGAGCAUUCCACUUGCCGAGUACUGGCAGGGCGAUCAGCAGCCACCGAGCAACAGCUACGGACCACCGAGUGGGUCCUACGGUGUACCGCAAUAGACUCCAAUAGACCUUGAACCGCGUAGUGAAUGAACAGAGGAUCGCAGCACCCAAUCGCGUAGAAAAUCUAGAAAGAAAGAAAAAAUGCAGAGGGGAAAAAAAUCGAAAAAAUAAAUAGAAAAUUUGU
This is a messenger RNA of Anopheles aquasalis, 695 nucleotides long. Its product is annotated as WAS/WASL-interacting protein family member 1. The record is from RefSeq and is a predicted model, not a curated record. Lineage: Eukaryota; Metazoa; Arthropoda; Insecta; Diptera; Culicidae.